UAGAAUUACCCUAUCACAUUAAUUUACAUAUCUAUUUUUGUGUUGUUAAUAGUUUAGAAUGUUCAUCAAGACACGCAGUGAUCAAAACCUUUCCAACAUGGACCAAGUAAUGCAAUUUGUGGAGCCCAGCCGGCAGUUUGUGAAGGACUCAAUAAGGCUUGUGAAGAGGUGUACCAAGCCAGACAGAAAAGAAUUCUCAAAGAUUGCAAUGGCCACAGCAAUAGGUUUUGCUAUAAUGGGUUUCAUUGGUUUCUUUGUCAAACUCAUCCACAUCCCCAUCAACAACAUCAUUGUUGGUGGUUGAAUAUCUCUCCGGACUGACUGACUAGCUGCAACAAGACAUGGGUUCAAAUGCCGAGAAGUGUUUUUUUUCUUCUUUGUAUAUUAUUAUCUUCAGUUCAUAUUUGUUUGCUCUGUAAAUAAAUCUGGCUUAGUAAGAAUUCAAA
This is a messenger RNA of Oncorhynchus mykiss (rainbow trout), 446 nucleotides long. It is a transcript of the gene sc61g, whose product is annotated as transport protein SEC61 subunit gamma. Gene Ontology annotation, biological process: intracellular protein transport; protein targeting. Gene Ontology annotation, cellular component: membrane. Gene Ontology annotation, molecular function: transmembrane protein transporter activity. NCBI's taxonomy places the organism in Eukaryota, Metazoa, Chordata, Actinopteri, Salmoniformes, Salmonidae. The record is from RefSeq and is a predicted model, not a curated record.